Molecule: messenger RNA, 1218 nt
Organism: Apis laboriosa (Himalayan honeybee)
Lineage: Eukaryota; Metazoa; Arthropoda; Insecta; Hymenoptera; Apidae
Product: small glutamine-rich tetratricopeptide repeat-containing protein beta-like
Exons: 5
Coding region: 201-938 (245 amino acids)
Molecular function (GO): Hsp90 protein binding
Source: RefSeq, a predicted model, not a curated record
GUCAAUGUUCACCGCGCAUGUACUUACCGGUGAAAACGACAUGGCAGGUGUUUCGAUUGCUUCUUAUUGUUGAUUAUUUUUAAUAGAUAAGAGAUUAACUACGAUUACUCUGAAGGACAAUGAUAACACAUAUGUUAGAUAAUAAUUUAUAAAAUUAUUUAUUUUAAUUUAUUUUAAUUAAUUGCCAAAGUUAUAUAAACAUGUCGAACACACGCGAAGCAGAGGUACAAAAUCUCAAGGAACGUGGAAACGCGUGUGUAAAAGAACAAAAAUACGAAGAAGCUAUGUUUCAUUAUACUCAUGCCAUUAAACUAGAUCCACAAAAUUAUUCCUUGUAUAGUAAUCGAUCAUUUGCAUUUUUAAAAUUACAACAAUAUCAUUUUGCAAUGGAAGAUGCAUUAAUGACAAUUCAAUUAAAACCUGAUUGGACCAAGGGUUAUUUUAGAAAAGCUGAAAUAGAAUCACAAACAUUUCGCUUCAGUGAAGCACUUCAAUCUUACAAUAAAGCUUUAGCCCUUCAACCAAAUGAACCAACAAUUUUAGAAGCAAUGAAUAGAGUAUCCCGAUUAUUAAUUAAAGACAAACGAGCUGAUCAACAAAUACCUUGGCUUGGAGCUGGUGUUGGUAUCAUACUUGGUGUAAUAGUUGUAAUUGCAGAUUAUGUUUUUACAAAUAAACCUACAUUAACGAUGCAACAUCCUCUUUUGAUGGCCUUAUUGACAAUGUCUAUAGCAAUGUUGGGUUUUGGUAUUGCAAAAGGAUUCCGUUAUUUCAUAAAAUGUCAGAGAAAAUCACUUUUGGAACCUCCAGUGGAUCUUUUUGGUGAUAACAAAGAAGAAUUUGAUGAUAUUGAAACUGAAAUGAAUAAUGAAAAAGAAAAACAUCCCAAAUAUAGUAAAGCACAAGCAAGACAAAGAUUCAAAAAAGGAAAAUCGUAGUGUGCUUUGAUAUUAAUGAUAUACAUGCAUUUUUAUGUAAAUUUUAACAUCAUACACUUUUUAGCAUCUCAGGAAAGCACUGAUUACUUAUAAUCAAUGUUAUUAGAUAACAUAAACAACAGAAAAUUAUAUUGGUACUAUUUAUAUUUUAUACUUCUGUUAUUGUUAAAUAAUGUUAAAGUACUGAAAACAUGUGCCAGAAUUUCUGUAUUUCUUUAUAUUUUGUGUUUAAAAAUUUUUAUAUCAAAUAUUUCCUACUUAAUAAUUGAAUCCAUUUACU